AUGUUUUAUGAUGACUCUGACAUAUCCCAGCUCUAUGAACUGUGGUGCCAGGCUACCUGUCUCAAGCAAGAGGGUCGUCCUAGCUCUACCUAUUUUGCCGAACUUAAGGUAAUCUGGCUUGAAUUGGACAAGAGACGUCAUUUUCAGAUGAAGUGUGUUGAUGAUAUGAAGACUUUUCAGGCUGUUGUUAUGGCAGAUCGUGUGUACGAUUUUUUGGCUAGCCUUGACGAUACUUAUGACAAGGUCUGUAGUGAUAUUCUAUGGAGUGAUAAAGUUCCAAGUAUCGAAAAUGUAUUUUUUAUGGUUUGUCGAGAGGCUCAACGCUAG
This is a messenger RNA of Prunus armeniaca (apricot), 327 nucleotides long. The record is from the annotation of a GenBank genome assembly. NCBI's taxonomy places the organism in Eukaryota, Viridiplantae, Streptophyta, Magnoliopsida, Rosales, Rosaceae.